Molecule: messenger RNA, 576 nt
Organism: Pseudozyma flocculosa PF-1
Lineage: Eukaryota; Fungi; Basidiomycota; Ustilaginomycetes; Ustilaginales; Ustilaginaceae
Exons: 2
Coding region: 1-576 (191 amino acids)
Source: RefSeq, a predicted model, not a curated record
AUGUCGAAAGAGAUGAAGACAUUUAUCAAGUACUUUCUGGCGGUCUACAAAGGCUCUUCCGAGCUCGAGCUUGCCCAGUACCACCACAAGCUUCUGUGCAGGAGUGAGCGCAGCGAGAACGACAACGCAAGGCUGAUCGCCAUCGAGUGCCUCAUGUGGAAGGGCGACACAGUCGUCGUCGACCAGCUCGCGUGCGUGCCGACCGCCGAAGCGGCCAAGACCUGCAAGAGGCCCACCAUCGCCGGCUGCCUCGACUACGUGUGGGACAAGGGCAGCGUCGUCUGGACCAAGGCCGUCAUCGUCGACUGCAUGUGGUGCCACAAGCACCGCAAGCACUGCCACUACAUCGUCGUGGACAAGGAUCGCUCCCCAUCCACCUGCAUGAUCGACUCGCACGGCUUCGCGGACCCUGCUUUUGCGUACGAGGUCGACAAGACAGGCCUUUCCGAGGACCCGGAGCCGGACUUCGACGACCCAGCCCACCUCGAGCCCAUCUUCGGCUGGUCGCUCCAGGAAGUCAGGCAGUACGUCCGCCGCCUCCGCGAGCGCAUGGAGGCCUUUGCACCGCUCCAUUGA